Molecule: messenger RNA, 446 nt
Organism: Hibiscus syriacus
Lineage: Eukaryota; Viridiplantae; Streptophyta; Magnoliopsida; Malvales; Malvaceae
Product: protein yippee-like
Exons: 5
Coding region: 55-399 (114 amino acids)
Cellular component (GO): ubiquitin ligase complex
Source: RefSeq, a predicted model, not a curated record
UGAUUUCUUUUGCGAAGGUUUAGUGGAAAGAUUGAUAGUUUGAUUAAAGAAAGAAUGGGAAGGGUGUUUAUUAUUACUCUUGAAGGAAGCGUUUAUAGCUGCAAGCACUGCCAUACCCAUCUGGCUCUCCUCAAUGACAUAAUUUCUAAGUCUUUCCAUUGCAGGCAUGGAAAGGCUUAUCUCUUUGAUAAGGUUGUGAAUAUCUCAGUAGGAGAGAAAGAAGACCGAAUGAUGAUGACUGGGAUGCACACCGUUGUUGAUAUAUUCUGUGUGGGGUGUGGCUCAAUUGUGGGAUGGAAAUACGAGUCUGCACAUGAAAAGACUCAGAAGUACAAGGAGGGAAAAUUCAUUCUUGAGAGGUUUAAGGUGUUGGGUCCUGAUGGAAGCAACUACUGGUGAGCCAUGAAGCUCUGGUUAGUGGCAGUGAUGCCGAUAAUGCUUGAUUG